Tachyglossus aculeatus (Australian echidna) is the source of this 6549-nucleotide messenger RNA. It is a transcript of the gene PITPNC1, whose product is annotated as phosphatidylinositol transfer protein cytoplasmic 1. The transcript is spliced from 9 exons. Gene Ontology annotation, biological process: phospholipid transport. Gene Ontology annotation, molecular function: phosphatidylinositol transfer activity; phosphatidylinositol binding. The coding region runs from base 590 to 1588 and encodes 332 amino acids. Gene Ontology annotation, cellular component: cytoplasm. Lineage: Eukaryota; Metazoa; Chordata; Mammalia; Monotremata; Tachyglossidae. The record is from RefSeq and is a predicted model, not a curated record.
GUGGGCUGCGGCCCUGCCCCAAUUCCCUGCCCCCGAACCGGGCAGCACCCCUGGUCUGCGGGCACUCCUUUCCUCCUCCAAGCCGGCACCCCACCUUCUUCACCCGCAAUCCGUUCCUGGGGACGGCCAGAGGAAAGGCCCAUCGCCCCAUUUUUUGUCGUUGUUCUAUUCUCAUUUAUUUUUUUUGGUGGGUGUGCGUGUGCAGGGAGUUUUAUCGGUUUUAAUUGAAUGCAUGGGGCCGGGUAUGCCUUGAACUGGCGGUGUGUCCCCCUCCUUUGUGAUUUGGGGGCGGGGAGACCACCGAGGCCCCCUCCCUCCCCUCUCCCAGAAGAGAAGGGACGGCGCCCAUCGCAGCCCGGCCCCGAUCGGGCCAUGCCCUCCGUUUGAGGAGGAGGAAGGAGGCGAGGACCGUGUCGGGGUCUCCCGUGUGCCUCGUUCCUGCUCGGGGAGGGGAGAAGACUGGGGGCUGCCCGGGGGGGGAGGACUCCCCCCCCCCCGCCUUGCCCUCCACCGUCCCGGGAUCCGUCUUGGCGGCCUCUCCCGCCCUUCCCACCGAGGUGUCGCAGCCUUGCAGCCCGGCGUUGGGAAUAUGCUCUUGAAGGAGUACCGGAUUUGCAUGCCUCUGACCGUGGAAGAGUACAGGAUAGGACAGCUGUACAUGAUCAGCAAACACAGCCAUGAGCAGAGCGACCGCGGCGAAGGGGUGGAGGUCGUCCAGAACGAGCCCUUUGAAGACCCGAACCAUGGCAACGGCCAGUUCACGGAGAAGCGGGUGUAUCUCAACAGCAAAUUACCUAGCUGGGCAAGAGCUGUUGUCCCGAAAAUAUUUUAUGUCACGGAGAAGGCCUGGAACUACUAUCCAUAUACGAUCACAGAAUACACAUGCUCGUUUCUCCCGAAAUUCUCCAUACACAUAGAGACCAAGUAUGAGGACAACAAAGGAAGCAACGAUAGCAUUUUUGACAGUGAAGCCAAAGACCUGGAAAGAGAAGUUUGCUUUAUUGACAUCGCUAGCGACGAGAUUCCCGAGCGUUACUACAAAGAAUCUGAGGAUCCCAAGCACUUCAAAUCUGAGAAGACGGGGAGAGGACAGUUAAGGGAAGGCUGGAGAGACAAUCAUCAGCCCAUCAUGUGUUCCUACAAACUGGUGACCGUGAAAUUUGAAGUCUGGGGACUUCAAACGAGAGUAGAACAAUUUGUGCACAAGGUAGUCCGAGACAUUCUGCUCAUUGGGCACCGGCAAGCUUUUGCGUGGGUGGAUGAAUGGUAUGACAUGACGAUGGACGAAGUUCGGGAGUUUGAACGAGCAACUCAGGAAGCCACCAACAAGAAAAUCGGAGUUUUCCCGCCUGCAAUUUCUAUCUCUAGCAUCUCCCUGCUGCCUUCUUCAAUCCGCAGUGCCCCUUCCAGCGCCCCGUCAACACCUCUCUCCACGGACGCCCCGGAAUUCCUGACGGUCCCCAAAGAUCGGCCCCGGAAAAAGUCUGCCCCAGAAACUCUCACUCUCCCAGACCCCGGGAAAAGAUCUACCCUGAAUUUACCCAGCGUGUGUUCUUCGGACAAGCAUUGCCGGCCCAAACAGGAGUGAUGCCAUUCCACGAAUCCCUGAGCAACUUGGUUCGUUCUCUGUCGGGGUUUUCAUUUCUGUUUCUUAGAAUUUUUCUGAUCUAGGAAAGGACUGCCACGUUACUCAGACUCUUUCCUUCAGAUCUCUAAAUGGGUGUGUGCACGUGAGACAGUGUUUUCGUACGUAAUCUGAUUUCCAAAAUAAGCCAUGCGGCACAACUUGUUACAUGUAAGCAAACCGUCUUGAGACUGGAUUGUGCAAGACCAACUGAAUCUUCCCUGUAGAAGUAGUAAUAAACCAUGAUGUAAAUCUAACUGCUGGCAUUUAGUGAACUUAGCAGCGACUUCAGGGGUGAAGACGACCCUGGACCUUUUUGAUGCCAGACUAUGUCAAGUGGGCAGAAGCCCCUUUUUUCUCCCACUGAACUCGAACUUCUUAUUAAAAAAAAGUUUCGUUCUCUCAGGUUUAACGUACCUAACAGUAAACCUUUGAACUGCUAACACCGAUAAACUUGAACACCAACAGCAGUUAUUCCGAUUCGUAUUUUCAUUAUUCUGACUCAGGAUUUGGGGCCUAAUUAACUCUUUAAAUUUUUACGAAAAGAAAGUAUCGGUGGACCGAGGCUCCAAGUGCAAUUACGAUACCUGAUUUUAAGGCCAUCGAUAUCCUAUUUAUAUCUUGAAAAUCAUUUAUAAAAGGAUUCUACCCAUUUCUAUAUGUCAAUAGCUUCCCUCCACUCUCCUCCGUGGCCUCCCCUGUUACACGAACAAGCGGCAGCCACAGCUGGGGAUUCAUUUAAGGAACAGGAGGCCUGUCUGUGCCACACCUUUUCUUCCUGUAAGAUUUCGUAGAUUUGCCCAUUGAAGACCUCAAUACCCUUAAUUAAUUAGUGAUUGGGUGUCACUGAUUAACAUGCCGGGACGGGUUUAGCAGAAGUGAAAUACCGAUGGGGGCGGGGAAUGAGCAUUGGGAGGGAAUUGUGAAAAGAAUUCCAGCCCCUCUGCCCUUUUGACUUUCGGUAAGAGCUACACUUCCUCUGCCAGCCCAGUUGUCUCAGCACUCUGGAGGGCCCAGCCAUGAAACCGGAUGAAGGGAAGAAAUUUGUCUCCCUCCCUGACCCCCGGGGAGAGAAAAGGGAAGGAAUACCAUCCUUGUUCAAACAUUAAAGACUAGACAGUCCUUAAGCCCUCCAGACUGUCAGCUCUGCAUCUGUCUGUUUUAUGGUACUUGUCAAGUGCUUACUACGGGUCAAACAAUGUUCUAAGCGCUGGGGUAGGCACAGGUCAAUUCGGUCGGACACAAGGAAUGCCUACCGACUCUGGUAUUUUCUACUCUCCCAAGUGCUUAGUUCAGUGCUCUGCACACAGUAAACAGUAAAUACGAGAGCUCGAUCGAUUGGUCGGCUGUUUGACGGAAAAGAAAUGGGACGGACAAACCUCUGACUAGUUUUCCCUCAAUCUGAAAAUGAAGAUGAAACGGGACAUCCUAAAGGCAGAGGUUGAAGGAAGAGAAGCUUUGCUGAGCAGAGAGGGGGAACAGAGAGCAUUUCAAAGGCCCUUCUUGAAUUACAGGAGGAGGAGGAGGAGGAGAUGGUGGGAUCUCGGAGUUUAUCUUUAACUUUUGUAAAGAAAGAAAAUGGAAGGAGAUCGGGCCAAAGUUGACUGUUUUCAUCAACCGAUCAAUCAACGGUGUUUAUUGAGUGCUCACGGCAUGCAGAAGACUGUCCCGCACUUGGGAGAGUACUGUAGAGCAAGUAGACACCAUCCCUGCCCUCGAGGGGAUUACAGUCCAGCAGAUGUUCAGUCCCUCUACUUAAUACAGCACCCAGCGCUUAGUACAAUGCCUGGCACAUAGUAAGCACUUGACAAAUACCAUAGUGAUUAUUGUUAUUAAUUAUCUUCAGCCUCAAGAUAGAGACUUGCCCUCCCGGGAAUGCCAAGAGGAGAGAGAAGAAGGCCGUAGAGAGUGGCCUCCUCAGAAUUUUAACCCCGUUCAGUUGUAAGCCCGGAUGCGUCUCACUCACUGCCUGCCCGUUUCCCCUCGACUGUGCUACAUCUAGUCUCCUAACAUGCUGGGGGUCCUCGGGAGAUAGAAGCCGGCCUCCCAGCCCUUCCAGAGGGCCGCUCUCAAGCAGAUCAGAAACUCAGAGGGAGCGAUGGGCGAAGUGUCGAUCCAGAUCUCAGGGAGUAAAACCUUUACAGAACAACAGCUAGUAAGUAGGUCCCUGUUUCUUCCUGACUGUGGAAGUAUUCACUCGUGGAAAGCUUUAACUUGGAGGCCCCUUGGAUUUCUGAAAGGCUCACACGGCGGGGUCUGGGACGUGGGUCAGGUUGGGACUGGGGUAGUUGGAGGCACAGAAAAAAACACUGUCAGACGGCACUGAAACGUGUAUAUUUGUUUGCAAGCUGAAACCAGGGUUGUGGGGGCGGGUGGGGGGUCGUUAAUUCCUUGUAGACCAAUCUGUGGGCUGUGGGUUUAUGUCACGCAUCUUGUCCUCAUAUGGAUACUUGUACUUUCCACUCUCAGCAACCCCCACCUAACCUGACUCCCGAUUGUAAAGUAGCUUUUGCCGUCCAGUUCACCAAUUCUGUGUGCUUUAAGAUGCUAAGGGUGAUUUCUUUUUGAGCUACUUAUCGUUUUUGUAGCCACUAUAAUUCCCUAGGUAUCAAAGGCAAAACCACUCGGCGAUAGUUUAGUCCUUUGGCCAACAAAUUUUGUGUUCUGAAAUGGUUUUCAUUACCGUGUUUCUGUGUGUAGGGGCGUGAUGGGUGCAGAUUGAAGAGAAAAAGAAAUGCAGAUAUUCUUUUAGCGGCUUUGAAUGUAUAAUCGAGAUAUUUAGCAAAAGUGACAUAAACAGCUUCAGUAUUUUAUUUACCCUUGUCUUCAAGUACGGGAUAUCAUUGCCCACGCUCUGUACAUGAAUUUCUCAUUGUGUGAUAUAGGACUGUGGGUGAGGCAUGUAUAUAAAAUGUGUCUGUAGCUCAAGAAGGUGCAAAUGAAAUUGUUGCAUGGCAGAAUCUUAGAAAGAAAGAAAACAAUAGCAGUGGCUUGCAUUAACCAAGCAUGUCGUGGGGGACAUAUAAUUUUUUAAGCCAGUGCCUCUGUAUGCAAUGCAGUAAACUUCAGCUCGGCUCACCAAAACUGUAUCAUAUAUGUAAAUAUAUAUUUAUACAUUAUAUAUAUAUUUCAUAUAUAUAUAUAUAAUGUGCUGUGAGAAACCACCAGUUUGAAGUCACUGCUACCUGAAUUAAAAUAACACUAUUUACAGUAAUCAUUAGUGUUUGCCCCAUCUUCAUCUUCGAUACUGGUGGAAACCCUGCAAAUUCUGUUCAGUUUCACUCUUUUUGGUGGCUUCACAACGAAGUAUGCCUCCAUGCUUUCUGUUGGCUGUAAGUACCUUGCAUCCCUGCUUUUCCUCUGUUUUCCAGUUGAAAGAAGACCUUAAUGUUUCCGCAGCAGCGUGCUCCGUGGAAAAAAAUACAAAACCAAAUGUCAUUUCAUUUUCUUUUAUUUUGUCUGUGACGAGAGAGCUAUUCUUUACCUAUGUCUUGAGGAAAGAAAAGAAACUAAAGGCACGGUGGCCUGUAAUGACGUUUCUGCCACCACUCUAUCGUGGCCACCGGAUGGUUUUAUUAUCAUCAAUCGUAUUUACUGAGCGCUUACUAUGUGCAGAGCACCGUACUAAGCGCUUGGGAAGUACAAAUUGGCAACAUUUUAUUUGUAAAUUAAUCUAAAUUUCUCCAGUUGGGGUUUGCAUCUCUUUGUGGGGAAAGAGUCGUGGAAUAGACUUAACUGGGAUAGUCUACCUUUUUUAUGGAAACUUAGCUCUUUACUAAGGAGGCACUUUUUUUGUUUAAGUUUAGCCCUGAACGUUAAAGCACCACAAAAUGCCAAAAGGAUUUCCCCAGCUUCCUCCCAAGGUGCUGCAGUAAUUGGGUAGUGAACAAUUGGGAUGGACUGAGACCCUCCCGGAGGUAGAGUUAUACAUAUUUUUUUUUUCCCACCUGAAAAAGUUACAGUGUUCGACGGCUCUUUUCCCAUGCUUUGCACACCUUUUUCUUUAGAACCUCCUCAAGCCUCACGGCCAACAAGGUGGUGGGCUUGAGUGGGCAUGUGACCGCAGUGAGACUGACAGAGAGAUCUAUCGGAAAACUCAGUGAAUCAGGUUACUCAGUUUCCAAGGCUUAACCUUGUGCUAUUCAUUUUCAUUGGAGUCCAGAUUGGGUGAAGGAGAGGUGGUGGACCUUUGAAAUUAACAAAAAAACAAAAAAAAAAACCUGUCCAGGGACGGAGGUUUAAACAGAACACUCCACAAAAGUUGACAAGGAAACCUUAGCCCCAACCCAAGUCCCGUGCUGAAGUAAACUCACCUCGCCAGCUCAGUGUGACGAUGUUUCAAGUUCCUCUGUGCUUCGUCCCUCAAGUGACAUGUUCCCAUUUUAAAAUACACAGGUCGUCUACUCUUUUUAGGGAAUAUAGUAAGUGCAAUAAGAAAGGGAAAGUGAACAUAUCCAAAAAAGACUUUCUCGGAUGGCAUUAUUAAACCAGGAUUUUGUUGUCUAGGUUCAACGCUUGAGGCUCAACUAACGCACAUGUUUUGCUUUCAGCUGAGAGUAUGUUCGUUGAAUUGUCAGUCUCUUUUAGGCUUUGUGUACCCCUGAAAACAGGUUGAUUUUUAUAUAUACCUGUGCCAGUUCCAUGUAACUCCAAGAGUCAUGUAAUUUUGCGUGUUUACUUUUUGGGUUUGGAUUUCUGAUUGGUUCCAUCAGUCACUGCCACUCUGCUGUUGCCCAGGGGCCGAGUUUUCAAAUUGCCCCGGAGUUCCCUAAUGCAAAGCAAGCAGAUCCGAUCUUGUUCACACGCGCCAUCCUUCCCGAUCCCUUCGUGGCUGUUUUGUGGUUUUUUUCCAGUUAUUUAUUAUUGUGAAUAACUCACUUUUUCUUACAUUCAGUUGUAAAUAAACUACCGAGCUGUCUUUGCAA